CAUCAAACCACAUGGCGGUCACCGAAGAGUCAACGAGCAGAAACAAAAUUCCGUUUUAUGAAGCAAGCACGCAGUUCAAAAAUUGGAGAUACUCUUCCAAAGGACUGGAAGGUAUCCGCUCGUCGCUCAAUGCAGCCGCAGUUGCUGUGAUUCGCAACACUUUCGAGUCCGAUGAGCCAGGAUCUUCCGCGGCUGUCUCUUUCCUCGUGCCUGAAGAAGAACUUGUCCUCGUUCGACUAUACAUAUCCAAGAUUCCCCAGAUAUGCGCCUUUUUCCGCUUUCCAGAGGAAGUCGAGGCCACAGCGAUUAGCUAUUUGAAGCGGUUCUACCUCAAGAACACGGUCAUGGAUUGGCAUCCGAAAAACGUCAUGCUAACCGCCUUAUUUCUGGCGACAAAAACUACGAACAAUCCAAUACCGCUCGAAGCAUUCACCUCGAAGAUACCGAAAACUUCACCCUCAGACGUGCUUGAUCUGGAAUUCCUGGUGGCGCAGAGCUUGGGCUUCGAGUUCGCCGUGUGGCAUGCUCAUCGGGCGAUGUGGGGCAUAUGGUUAGAUCUACAGACACUUCCUGAUGCUCCCGCUGACCGGGCAACGUCCGAGGAACCAAAAUACAUCGGAGCGCUGGAACAAAUCCGUCUAUCCAGGCUAUCAGACGCUGAACUCAUGUUUACGCCUGCACAGAUAGCAUUGGCAGCUAUGUCGGUAGUUUCUCCCGAACUUGCUUCUGAAUGGGUCGCCGUUAAACUCUCGCACGAUCCGUCUGCUGCAGAUGCGCUGCACGGCGUUCUCGACGCCAUUCGAAAACUGAUACACGCGGCUUCAGAACCACUAAACGUGGAAACCUUACGAGCUAUCGAUCUGCGGCUCAAGUUGUGCAAGAAUCCGGAGAAGGUCGUGGGUAGCAAAGCAUACCUCGCUCGUAAAGCAGAGGAUGAGAGAAAAGCGGAGGAAAAACGGAUACGGAAAGCUGCAGAGGUGCAACAGGCAAUGGACGGCGACGAAGAUCCAUUUGGGACAGAGUUGGCCGGACGGCUCAGUGUCGACGAUGACGACGACGAUUAAUCAGAUAUUAUAGUGGUCGAACAACAUUGCGGGGAUUGUAGCAUCUAGAGGAUCUCGACGAGGAGUGCUAUCUUUCCUUCAAGUGGGACGCUUGAGAGAAGUUACCUAGCGCGAAAUUGCUUUAGGCUACACAUUGACCUCAACAAAUCAUUGGUCCAAUUUGUGAGGCUUCGAUAGAGCCGGCUUCAGGCAAGACAAAGAGCGGCGAAAUCUUAUGACACGUUCCAGAGUUAAAAACCUGGCGCAAUUGAGAUGGGACGACCAGAUGAACGAAGUAGGGCGACGAACAACAAUCACAGUCGAAGGGACAGAGGGGGGUGUCUGCGAGAAACUUGUAAGGAAACGAAGGGGAGACAAACGGGACGCUACCUCCACCCUCGUCUUUGAUACCAAGCUCAUCCUCUUUAUAGAUCGUCCACCCUUCUUCCGUUUUCCGUUCUGGAAGAUGUUAGCGGACGACCGAUGAGUUGGGCUGAACGCCGAACUCGGUCCACUUCCUCGAGAAUCCGUGAACUUGUUUUCUUCCUCUUUGCCAAUCACAGGAGCAGGUGGAUACUUGGCUAAUUUGAUCUUUUUCUGCGCAGGGACGGGACGAGAAGAGGUAUCAACAACAGUCUCAGGAGCAGCACGUUUUUUAGACGAGGACGAGCUCUUGGACGCGUUUUCAAUUUCGUCCUUGACUGGCUCUUUCACUUUUCCUUUCUUGCUCUUCUUCUUCUUGGGUUGAUCAACGGGAGGUGCAGCGGAAGUGGAUGCGAGAGGACGUUUGGCAAAUAUAUCGUCGAUUUCUGACAUGAUGGUGCUGGUAAAGCAAAAAAAAGAUAAGUCACAUGUUGUCACACAGGCCUUUUUAUACGGCAGGCACAAUAUAACGAACCCCGUCGAGCACUGUGAACGCCUUCAGGAUACAAAAGUUGUCGUUAGCGGAGAUAAAGAGGAGAUUGAAGGCGUAAAUAGGGAGGGGAUUUGGUGAUGUUGAGUCUGAUCACGACACGAGGGCGUCGAGGAUCUCUUUUUCCGUCUGCUCUACAGAACCGCGGAGAUUUAAACGGAGAAUAUCCUUAUCCAAUAGUACACAUCGCGCCACGCGAGCGCGGCAUCAGCGUUCCACGAUUCGACAUCCCAACGUUCGACUAUUUUUUUACGCCUCCCCAAGGCCCCUCGUCAAAUGAACCCGUUUGAUUUCACGCUCAAUGCGCAAGCGGCAAAACAGAUGUCCGCUAUGCUUGCCGUAAAUCAAGCAAGGACUCGUGGCAGUUCCCUGAGCGGAACAAGUUCGGGAAUUGGAUUUGAUUCAACCCCAGGCACGGGCAUGAACGCUACAUUCAACGAAUCUGGUAUGGCCCAGUCAAACGCGGCUGCACGUAUGCAAUCGGCGGGGCCGGUGGCCAAGCAACGCCAAUUCUUGUCGAACCUCGCGCGCCUUAUGGUGACUCGCAAUACGCCAUUGCCACCAAACCUGACCGGCAUUGAGACCCCAACCUUCGACUCUAACAACACGGUGUGGAAGUUCUUGGACGUGGUGGACGUCGGAGUCGUGAGGCUAGCGGGAAGGGAAGUGGAUAUUCCGAGGUUGUGGGGUAUCAUUGUGCAAGCUGGUGGUGGGCAGAGUGUUUCUGAAAAGAACAGCUGGCAUCUCGUUCUCCCACAUUUCGAUCUUCCAGAAGAGUUUCCGUUCCCAAAUGGCACGACUUCUGUCGCCCAAAUGAUGGCGCAGUACUACAAGCUUAUACUAUUUCCCGUCGAAGAUAUGUUCCGGGCCAACCUUCAGAACCAGCAGCGCAAAGCGCAAAGCACACGUCAAGCAAGUGGCUCGAAUGCACCUGCAAGUGCGACCUCGCCACAAAGGACCGGCCCUCCCCUGGACCCUCAGACUGCGGUGCGCCGCCUCUCUUCUGCCAGUCAAGCAAGCACUCCGAAUGCCGAGAAGGAUCCGAACGGAUAUGCACCGGAUGGAGGGGAACUGGACGCCGGUCCUAAGCGGAAGCACGACUCGGAAGAACCGGAUAGCAAACGAGUGAGACAGAAGACUGAACCAGCGGACACCCCGUUGAACGCAGCUGAAACAGUAUCCUCUGCGACCAGCACUGGCUCGAGCAUGCCCGCACCAGCGCGACCACGCCAGCGACCUUCGAGGCGCAAGAUUGAAUACGUUCCUUGGGCGCGAGAAGUUGAUACCGUCGGUGGUAGAGACCUCAAAGCUCUCGAAACGGAGAACGCGGCUUUGCAAACGCGACGACCCAUUCGAGACAUCAACGAUUGGGGUACCGUUGCAGUGGACGCUCUCGUGAUGUCCAUACGGUCAAGAAUAUCCACGGAACUCUCUUAUGCGUUAACGACGUUCACCCUUUUGUCGACAAUGCACGGAAGCACUCCCACUUCAGGAUUUAUGAUUGCCCAGUCCACAGAACUACUCGAGGAGAUCUUGGAUCUUCUGGAAGAUCAAGCAUUUACGGAGACACCCGACCCAGCACUCGAGGUUUUAGCAGAGCCGACACACCGAGAGCUGGUGAACAUGGUGGUGGAAACCGAGAGUGAACCAUUUGCAUGUCUCGUGGCGAAACAGGGCUCCAAAGACCCCAAUAUUGGUCCGCGCCAGCGUCCUGGAGCAAUCAUUCUCACCAUCACGAAUAUCCUGAAGAAUCUCUCUUACUUCCCCGACAAUGCUACGUUCCUUAGCAGGCAAGAGCGCAUGCUGGAUCUCAUGCUCAGACUGUGUUCUCUUGUCGUCAGACAGGGUCAGUCGCUGCUGCGUCCCCUGUUCUGUCUAUUGCCGAUGUCGUGACUGUCCGGAAGGACACCUUGUUCACACUGAUGCAUCUCUCUGCGUCGAUUCAUUUCACGGAGUCGCCCACCUCCAUCGAUAUGGCAGAGCGCACCUUCCGCGUGCUUUCGUCAUUCCUCACUGAUCCUAUCGAUGCCAUCUCCCCUUCAUCAUUCAUCCACCUCACAGGACAUACCAAACCCGCGCUUCUGGUCGAUGUCGCACUCGAUACGUUCUCACGCAUCGUGCAGUCGGAUGGGAACCGAAAGGUCGUUGGCAAAGCUGUGGCUGGCACCAAAGUUCUUCAGCUGUUCUCGAGUCUCGUGCAUCGACUGCCGGUAGUCGACGAAGACUUCCUGACUCUGUCCCGGGAGCAGUGGCUCAGCUACAUCGAGCGAAUAGUCAUGCUCAUCUACUCUCUUGCUUUUCUGGCAUCGCCCGACGUCAAGCGCAGCAUCAAAGAGGACCGCACCUUGGCUCUGCAAGGCGUGCUGUUGCGCAUGUUGCAAAAGUUUGGGGCCACCGACAACCUGGAAUACAGAGGACAACUAUUCAUCUUUGCACGUCGAGCGACGGAGACUCUCAAACUAUUGGAUGACUGCGAAGAUUCUUUCGAUACUUCCGAGACACCAGGAGUUGCUCCGCUUUCCUUCGGGAUGGGCUUCGGGGAAUCCGGGGAUAGUGGAAUGGAGAGAGGUACGGGCUGGCUGGGCCCUCAUCGCCAAGACACGUGGAAGCUUCUGCAAUUGCGCGAAGUCCAGGGAGAUGCAGUCAUGUUCUCAGAGCUCGAGAGUUUGACUAGGGUUGAAUGGGGCUAGUGCAUAAUCGAUUGCGACACAUCUCACGUGUGCCGGAGACCCAUGCUGUGUACUUACGAGUAGCGAUGUAUAUCAUCAAUGUGUAACUUGACCGCCUAACCAUAUGUAAUCCAUUGGUUCUCUUUUCAUCACCACGUCCACACCGUCCACAUGGCUGAAUUGCCGCCUCCCAACUAUUCUCCAGAGGAUGAACGCGCUUCAGAAACCAGUUCAUUGUCGGACGCGUCCACCGUGGAUCCCCAACUGCUGAUUAUCUCGAGUUCGGAUGCAAUCAAUUUCCAGAAGGGGUACUUGGGUGCCGAGGGGGAGCGCGCUGCCAUUGAAGGUGAAAUUCAGAUGAAAGGCGUUGAAUCAGGGCGAUGGGCCAAAGUAUCCAUCUCACUACGCACUGUGGAAGCCGCAAACACGCGGACGAACGAGCAAAUCGAGCUCAGCUUCUCUCAAGUGGUACUUUGGACUGCGAACGACACCGCGAUGAUGCCCUCUUCAUUUCUAUUCGCUAUCCCGUUGAUGGCAGAUACUCCGCAAUGUCUUAGGACACCAUACUCUUCUAUCUCCCAUACAUUAACAGCGACGUUGCAUCCAUUGGAUUCGUCUUUGCCCAUAUCUAAUAGCCUCGACGUUCAUACCAGACGCUAUACUGCCCAUAAUCACUCUCUCAUUGCCUCUCCCGAAACACAUUCUAUCGACCAGCCCACUCGGAUCGAGGUUGAAGUGCCCCGAGUGACCUUCAAGGUUGGCGAGGUGAUACCUGUCUACGUUACUAUUCCAACUCCAGCUCCGGAUCUUGUCGUUGAACAAGAAGAAGGUUCUUCGUCGGUUGGCACAUCCUUUGCUUCUAGCGAAUCCUCGUCGAGUUCUCCUCAACCGGAACCUUCCUCGUCCAAAGUUCAGAUACCGGCCAGGACGGGUGUCCCGUAUACCACCAUCUUGGCUCGAUCCGGUGCCUCUUGUCGAUUCCAUUCGUCGCGACCGGUGCAACUGCGCUUUACACUGCAUCCGCCGCCGUUUACACUAUCAGCGGCGAUGGACGGCGAGUACGCUUAUGCGGAUGCCGAUGCAGAGUGCGCAUCGAUCUCUCAGCGGACCGUGUUACAUGCAGUCUCCUUCAAGGCCAAUGUGCACGUGUCCUUCGUGGACAUCAGCACACGUACGGAACGCAUUUCCACGAUAACCAUUCCAAUCGUGAUUCUCCCGCCGUCGGCGCCAUUACCUCAAGUCGCCCCUUCUGUCGAUGCUGCCUACAGCAAAAAACACGAUCAGCCUCCGAGUCGGACUGUCCGAGCAGAAGAUUCGGAUGCUCCCCGGUACCAAGCCGGAGAGGCUGGACCCAGUGCGCCCCCACCUUUCGAAGAAAGAGAUGCUCCACCGCCGUUUUUCUUGGCGGACACCGUGGCUUCGUCGUCAAGACUUCCGACCUUCCUGGAAUCAGAGUCGGAAAUCAUCAUCCCUUCACAGUCUCAAUCGCAGCAAGAGCAAGACCCGGGCCCUGCCCGCAUCGAAGGGGAGGGCAUUGACUUCGGAUUUCCACCGUCGGAGCAUUUCGAUGGCCACGCGGAAGAUUUGGAACGUGCGACAACACCGCCGCCCAGCAUGGAGAUGGCUAGCCUUGACACAGAUGUGACCCAGCUGGCGACCAUCCGCGAACCAGAAAUGUUGGGUCUUGUCCUCGAGCAACGACACGAAUCGCUCGAAGAGCCGCCACCCCCUCCACCCGCGCUGGAUGACCCGUCUGACCCGCCGCCGUCGAUCUACUCAUCUGAUUUCCGCUCACCGGAUCCCAUCCGCGAGACGUCUUCCCGGCCGGCAGCGAGCGAAAGUCACGCACCUCCGCCGUACCUCGUCCCGGUCGUAGAAGAACACGUGACAAGGCCGCCGCCCUACGUCGAUUGA
Molecule: messenger RNA, 6539 nt
Organism: Mycena citricolor
Lineage: Eukaryota; Fungi; Basidiomycota; Agaricomycetes; Agaricales; Mycenaceae
Source: the annotation of a GenBank genome assembly